CUGACCAAUCAAAGUUGAAGGGUGUGGCCCCUCAUUGUGCUGGGAGCAGUAUACAUUGGAUGAUCAAGAGCUCUGAGUAGACCACUGGGACACUUCAGCAUGGCAAAGGUGACCAGUGAACCACAGGAGACUAAUGAAGGUGUGGACAAACAGACCCCACCAAUCCCAAGUACCAAAGGGAGGAAGAAGGGGAAGACUCCCUGUCAACGAAGGUCCAGAUGUGGCGUUAAGGGCCUAAAGACCACCAUGAAGGCGAAAAGACCCCUUCAAGGGAGCACCAGCAAAAAAGCCUCUGAAACUAACACCCCUACAGGAAAACCUGAGAAAGCUAGAGGAACAAUACUGCGUGGUCGCUAUCGCCGGCUGAAAGAAAAAAUGAAGAAAGAAGACGCCGACAAAGACGACGCCGACAAAGACCAAGAGACUGUGGAGAACGCCACCGUUUCAAGUGAUGACAUGAGCAGCCAAUAA
Molecule: messenger RNA, 471 nt
Organism: Chlorocebus sabaeus (green monkey)
Lineage: Eukaryota; Metazoa; Chordata; Mammalia; Primates; Cercopithecidae
Source: RefSeq, a predicted model, not a curated record